Patella vulgata (common limpet) is the source of this 1793-nucleotide messenger RNA. RefSeq lists its product as uncharacterized. The record is from RefSeq and is a predicted model, not a curated record. Gene Ontology annotation, molecular function: serine hydrolase activity. The transcript is spliced from 2 exons. The coding region runs from base 168 to 1034 and encodes 288 amino acids. NCBI's taxonomy places the organism in Eukaryota, Metazoa, Mollusca, Gastropoda, Patellidae.
CAUAGAAAUAUAUACAGACGCAGAUUGCGAUAAUCUCCACAAAUUGCUAUAUUAUUCUUCUCCAGAUAGUUAGUUAAUAGUUCAAAAAGAGGAGGGGAUUUAAGUCGUUUUUACACAGAAAGUGAUAAAAAACUUUGUUUGGCAUCCCCAAAGUUUAUAGACAAACUAUGGCGCUUCGUCGAAUUUCUAUGGGUUACUGCAUUCCAUACCUUGGAAAAUCUGGAGUUAUUCUCUUACGUCAACCAAUCCAUACAAGAAAUACUGAGAUUUCAAAACAUUUUAAACUAAGAGAAGUUUCGUGUGAAAAAGACAACAGACCCCUUGUUCUUUUAUUCGACUGGUUGUAUGCUAAGCCCUCUGCUGUAAAUAAAUACUGUGAUUUAUAUCAUCAUUGUGGUUUAGAUGUUUUGACAGUAAGUGGCCGCGUAUCCCAAUUUCUGUGGCCACCAAAUGCAGUGAAGUUAUCAGAAGAACUAAUGUCGUAUCUUUUAUUUGAAAGAAAACCACAGAAAUACCUCGUCCAUGCCUUUUCAGUGGGGGCUUAUAAUUACGAUGUUGCUUUGUAUCAUGCUUUUGAAAAUUCAGAUAAAUAUGGUAAGUUCAGAUCACGGAUUCAGGGUCAGAUAUUUGACAGUGUUACAAUUGGAAGUUAUGAAGUUAUGUGUCGUGGCUUGGCUACUAAUCUACCUCAAAACCGAAUAAUUCAAAAAAGUAUUUUAACAAUUCUUGACACAUAUUAUAAUUUAACAAGUGAACAUACCAAGGAUCAGUACAACAAACUUGUUGAUUUCUUUAAAGACAAACCAAUAAAAGUGCCAACUCUAUUGUUUUAUGCCAAAAACGACCCCAUGUGUGACGUGGUUUCCAUGGAGAUGAUGAUAUGUAAAUGGCAGAAAAUGGAUAAUUUUGAUAUCACCUUUAAAGGAUGGGAUGAUUCUAUUCACUGUGCUCAUCUUAAGUGUCACCCACAAGACUAUCGUAAAAAAUGGACAGAAUUUAUGCAAAAAGUGAACAUUGCUUCUUCUACUGUGUAAUAGUAUAAAUGCAAUCUACCACAAAGAAAUGCCAACAAUGUGAACUAGGAAUAUUGCAUUAGAUAUAAUAUUAUAAAGUAAUGUUGUUAUGUGUAAUGUAUAUUGCAUAGUCUUUGUGUGUUUCUCUGUGGCUAAGUUCUAUGAUAAUCGUCACUGCAUUUAUUUUGUAGAACUUUGAAAUUUUGUGACCUAAUCAUGAUAGUCUAUCCCAAUCGCGUUAUUCCCUUCCGUCAAGUCCCAUGUUCACAAUUUAUUUAAUUCAAAACAUUUAGCGGGGAGGGGGAUUGGAUGACCGAAUGGUUAGCACGUGCGCGCUGUAUCAUAAGGCCUGUCAUGGAGUCAACAGGCGUGGUUUCGAAUCCCCGGUUGUACGUGACAAGGAGUAGGGUUGCCUGUCUAACCUCGUGGGUUUUCACCGGGUCCUCCGGUUCCCUCCCACUGCUAAAGACCCCUACGCGCAAACGCAUUAUUGAAAUAAUAAAAAAAAACAUAUGUUAGUCCCGAAAUGUGUCAAGUGGACGUUAAACCCCAUUUCUCCCUCUCUCUCUUUUAACGGGGAGUUAUAAGUCAUCUGUUAACAAAUGAAAAAAAAAAACAACUGAAUAUAGGAGUCCUCCUAAUGAAUAUUGUAAAACAACACACUUAUGUGACAAGUGUCACGGUCGUGUGCUUCAUUCUUUAUCGUCAGAUGGUGGGAUGGAAUGGGCAUUAAAAGCGUGCGAUAAUGAUGUAGACAUAUGCGAUAUCACAAUUAAUGCU